UUCCAAUACAAAUUAAAUAACGUAAAUAUGCUAGUUAAUGUUAUAUUAAACAUUAAAAAUUCGCAAUCAUAGUAGUUUCAAUUCAAAUUUUAUUGAGUUCUACCAAAUAUGAAGCCUUUAAAGAUACUAUUCGUUUGCAUUGGCAAUACGUGUCGCUCACCAAUGGCGGAGAGCGUCAUGAAGCACUGGGUUGAGGAGUAUGAUCUCAGCUGGAAGAUAGAUAGUGCUGGCUUGAGAACGUGGAACGUUGGACGUAAACCAGAUGAACGCUGCAUAAAAGUGCUAGAGGAGAAUGGUUUAGCAACGGAUCAUGUAGGAAGAAAGAUUUCAAUAAUGGACUUUUACAAUUAUGACUACAUACUUGCCAUGGAUGAGCAUAAUUUGCGCGAACUACAAACGCUCGCUAAAGAUCCAAGUCAAGAGAGAUGCGCCAAAAUCGAGCUGCUCGGAAAGUACAUUGAACGCACGGAAGACCAAAUCAUACGCGAUCCAUAUUUUUGCAACUCAAUCGGUGGUUUCCGUUGCGCUUUUCUGCAAAUAACCGAAAGCUGUCAAAAUUUCAUAGCGGAACACAUGUAUACGGAUUAGCAGUAUUGCGAAUACUAAAAAAAAUAAUUGUAAAAUUUACUUUAAGGUGUGUGAAAAAUGAGAUACUCAUAAAUUUCAUGUAAAAAAUUGUAAAAUGCAUGUGCUAUAAUUUAUUCCAGUAAACAAAAUGUGUAUAUAUAAAUAUAUUAUGUUUAUAACUAUUUCACACAAUUUCACCACGUAUAACACGCUCCAAGAAGACAUUCCAAUCAUACUGCAACUGUGCAUACGCCGCCUCUUUCUCUGCAUCACUCAUCGCUGAAUAUUUUAUCGAGUUCCAUACCAAACUUUUCAAUGUCUUCAAACCCGCAUUGCUCGGCGCAAAACUCAUAAUCGCAUAGUAGAAGUCAUAGCUCAAACCUUUUGCAUGCCAAAAGCCUGGAUCAUCAUUUGAGAUCACCAUUGGUAUAUUAUCGGACAUAAAGUAACCACCAGGAUGAUUGCGUAAAUCCCAAACUAAAUUCAAAACCUGAUUCGACAGCGGACUAACUUCCAGCGCAAUAUCACGCUCUUUAACAGCCUUACUGAGUAGCGGAUGCUUCAUGAGUGAGUAACCAUGUCCGAUGCGUGUGGUGUUGAGCAGUAUGGCAUCGACCAAAUUCAAAUCCACCGAUGUGCCGAACCAAUCUGUUGGUGAAAUAUUACGUUUAGUUAUAUAAUUGAGCGUCUGUUUCAUGUGCGCAUGCUUACUUGUCUCGCCCGCAUGAAAGAAAUACUUCGCGCUUUGCGGUAGUUCCUGUAGCACAGACACAAAUGUUUGCAAGGAAUUACCCUGAUCCUCCUGUCCUAUCAGAUCGAAACCAAUAAUGAAAUUUGGAUAACGUGCACUGUAAGCAGAUUUGGAUAACUUUUGAUUAAAAUGCUGUUCGCAGAUAGUUUUAUGCGCCACUCACUGGAAGUCUUUGAAUGUUUGGAAGGCUUUGAAUAUUUUAACUUCGUCUGCACCGCGAUGCGCCGAAUAAAUUAUUUUCAAACCCAAGAAACCAGGAUGUGAUUGUUUAAAUUCUUCUAUUAAUGACAUAAGCAACUCGACUGCUUCAUACUCAUUUGCUACCGUGGCGCCGUCGACGCCAUAGAGCUGGAAUAGUAAAAGUUAAGAAACACCGUUAGUCAAGCUUUAUGGAAAUAUUGAUUUUAGCUAUAUCUGGGCUAGUAGUACAGCUCACCUCCUUAAAUUUCAUACGCAACUCUGCGUACAUUAUAUUAUCCUCGUACAUUUCCUCCAUCAACUGCCAGUGGAAUGUACGAAAAACUGGCUCAUACCCGAUGGUAUCACUCACAGUGUCGAAUAUCUUUUCGAAACGUCGCCACAC
Zeugodacus cucurbitae (melon fly) is the source of this 1901-nucleotide messenger RNA. RefSeq lists its product as uncharacterized. The transcript is spliced from 4 exons. Lineage: Eukaryota; Metazoa; Arthropoda; Insecta; Diptera; Tephritidae. Bases 109 to 588 code for a protein of 159 amino acids. Gene Ontology annotation, molecular function: protein tyrosine phosphatase activity. The record is from RefSeq and is a predicted model, not a curated record. Gene Ontology annotation, biological process: protein dephosphorylation.